Rotaria sp. Silwood2 is the source of this 357-nucleotide messenger RNA. NCBI's taxonomy places the organism in Eukaryota, Metazoa, Rotifera, Eurotatoria, Philodinida, Philodinidae. The record is from the annotation of a GenBank genome assembly.
AUGGCAAUAAGAAUUAGUGGUCCUAUUCUUGAUUUUAAAUCAAUUCCAUUUAAUCGAAUAUCUGAAGUUAAACGAACACAACAAAUUCUUAUGUUCUUAAUUUCUAUUGUACUUUUUGCAUGGUUAGGAAUUAUUAAUAUAAUUGUGACGUGUAUUCUUAUCGUAUCUGUUACAGUUGGAAUCGUAAUAAUAACUUCUCAACCAUCUAAAGAAGUUACUCAUCGACCAUUUACUGUAAUUCCAAUUGUUACAAGUUUGAUAUGUGUUAUUCUUGAUGCAAUUAUCAUUAUAUUUUCAUUUAAAUUAUCAUAUUUAAUUAUGAAAAAUACAAAAUCAAACAAUCAUGAACGAAUUUAA